UUUCUCACAGCAAGACGAGGCAACGCAGUUACCAAUCAAUGUCUUGCUUAACUGGAAUGUGAUCUAUUAUUACUGGAAAUGAGACGUUGAUUGGUGACUGCGUUGCCGCUUUUUCGCAUUACUGCAUUUUUUGUGCGGAAUUCACUGAAUCUGUUACUGGUUUUUUUAAAAAAAUAUUUUUAUAUGACCAUGGAAUCAACAGCGAUUACCAAACAUCAAAUACUUACCGUAAUAAAAAGAUUCAAGUUUGAAGAAUUGCGAAGUGCUGUGAUGCCAAUUUUUCCUGAAAUAUUAUGGUCUCAUAUCAGAUCCAAGUUGAUCAAAAAUCACAAAAAUUUUACUGUGCCUAAUGCUGUUCGCAUUAUUGAAGAAGCUUUAGAUAAUUUGAAUUUAACACAAAGAGAAAUAUAUGAUAGAUUAGCAACGCUAGAAGUGACAGAUGUAAGCAGACAUAGUAAGAGAAAGAUAUGGUAUGGCUAUCAGUUGAUUAACUUAGAAACAGCAGUGAAUUAUCUUGGAAGACAAGAGAUAGAAGAAAGUAUCAAAAAUGAGUUUGAGUUAAAUAACUUAAAGCUGAAAGUAAAAGUUUUAACAUAUGAUGGUAUUACAUAUGUGUAUAUUAAAGGAAAACAGAAGAAAGCUAAAAGACAAUAUAUAAGUGCAGUCUUCUUUGCUUUAUUUUUGGAGCAUAAAUAUUUUUUCUGCUCAAAAAAAAAUGUACCUAUGAGUUUUAUAAAAAUAAUAACCAAUAGUCUAGGUUAUAAUAAGUAUAAAAAGAUUAAACUUAUGGGCAAAGAUCUUUGGUCCUUAAUAAAAUUGUUAUGGAUCAAACAACAAGGUGUUUUAAAUGCUGAAGACAUAACUCAGCCACCAGUUUAUGAACCAACUUAUCCUAUUGUCAAACACAGUGGUAUAGAUUAUACACAGGAUAAGCAACGGAGGAAUUAUGGAGAACAGUGUUUUGGUGACGAGCCUCCGACCUUAGAAUUACUUGUUAUAAAGGGACCAGAAACAUCUGUACAACAUAACGAUCUAUCUUUGAUGCCAUCUCUUAAUAUACACAUGAAUUGGGAAUUUCGGAGUCCAAAUAUUUUUAACUUUUUAAAAGGUUUAAUAGAAAAACGUGUCAUCAUAUUGCCACUACCCGAUUACGUAUCUAAUUUUAUGAAAUUAGGGAAAAAUGAAUUAAAAUUGGUUUAACAGACUUAAACUCUAAGGUUUUAUGUCUCAACGCACAGACAAACAAAAUCAAAACAUAACUACAAGUAAUUUAAUGUAGAAUUGACAUUUUUAAAUAUCAUUGUAAAAACAUUUGUAAAUUAUUAUUAAGUUGUAAUAUUUAUAAAAGUACAAAAUUCAAAGGUGUGUUAAGAUUUUAAAUACUAAUAA
Molecule: messenger RNA, 1389 nt
Organism: Pseudomyrmex gracilis
Lineage: Eukaryota; Metazoa; Arthropoda; Insecta; Hymenoptera; Formicidae
Exons: 6
Coding region: 184-1200 (338 amino acids)
Source: RefSeq, a predicted model, not a curated record